Molecule: messenger RNA, 1435 nt
Organism: Triticum urartu
Lineage: Eukaryota; Viridiplantae; Streptophyta; Magnoliopsida; Poales; Poaceae
Source: RefSeq, a predicted model, not a curated record
AAGCAGAGCACACACAAACCAAACCUACGAUGACAUCAGUGGAGUCCGAGAGGGGGAGCCCGGCCCGGCCCUUCUUUAAGAUCACCACCCGCCCCCAUUGCCAUCUCCCACACCUCUCUCUCUCUCUCUCCCUCGUCAUCUUCGUCUUCUUCUCGCCCGGUGACACUCGAGAGGGAAGGAACAAUUCACCAGCUAGCUUGCGCUUGCUUGAUCUUCUCUGCUGCAAGCCGCUGAUCGGUUCUUUCCGGGAGGGAAGCGUCGGGGUUUGGCUCUUCUGUCAGGCUGGCUCUUGACAUGUUCAGAUCCAAGGUCCAGGAGAUGAUCCUCAGGAGGAGGUCCAGGUCCAUGAACGGCGCCGCAUGCGCGCAGCACGCCGGCAACUCUUCCACGGCCCCGUGCGACGCCGGCGGCAAGGCUGCUGCUACUGUUGCUUUUGCUGCUCGCGCGCCGUUGUUCGCCGCGCCGAGGCUGCUUCACUCGUCGUCGCUCCCUGCCGGCGACCGCGCCGCGGUCAUCACUGGGAGCCCCGCGCGGGACUCCGAGACGACGGCCGCCUACGCCAUGAGCCCGACCUCCGUGCUGGACGCAUCAGCGGCCUUCGGCUCGACCGUGGACGCCGGCGGGGGCAAGCGCCGGCCGUGGUGCGACGGGUGCGCGGGCCCGCACGGGCUCGCCGACGUGCUCGACUGCGCCCACGAGGCCCAGCGGAGGAAGAGCGUCCUCCGGAGCACCGUCAGAGCGCAGGCGCCGGCUCUUGUCAGGUCGUGCUCCCUGGACCGGCGCGUGGAGUUCGGCGUCAAGAACAAGAGCUCAUGGCUGCCGCUGCGCGCCGCCCGCGCGGGGGCGGCCGAGGAGUCGGAGGACGGGCUGUCGUCCGAGGACUACACCUGCGUCAUCUCCCGCGGGCCCAACCCGCGGACGGUGCACAUCUUCGGCGACCGCGUCGUGGAUUCAUCCGCUUGCAGGUGAUUACCACGGAGAAGAGCUACACGGGGAGAAACUGUGUUGGCGCUGCAGGGACGAAGCCUCGACGCCUCAAAGCAGGAGGAGGUGCUGGCCGCCCUCAAAGUGUCGACCUGUCGACGCACAAGAUACCGGUGAAGAUCAGGAACGAUAAGAAGAUCAGGAAGCAGCCUCUUGCUUGGCCUGCAAACAGUGCCACAUCACAGGUCCUAGUCCCUGUGUUGUGCCAUGAGAAGCAGAGAGCACAAGGAAGGAAUGUGUCGACAAAGUUGUCGGAGUAGGUUCGGCUACCAUUUUUGACCUAUAGCACAGAAGCUGCUUAAGCUAGCCGCUUCAGUCGAAAUGCCGCCAUCUUUUUGUUAGUAAUUUGUGAGCUGUGACUUGAAAUGUUGACUUUGUCCUAUACAAAUUGUUGUUGAUCUACGCCAAGCGGUGUGAGUUGGGUUGAAUCUACACCAAAAUUGUUGUGUCA